GCUUGAAUUAAAGAUUUACCGUGUGCCAAAAAAGCGCUCGGAUCGUGUGUACCGCGUCGUUGCAGCGUAUUGUAUUGCAAAUCAUUACAUUUGUGUCUUUUGAACAGGUUUAAAGUUCUGGUCCUAACAACAUAUACUUCCUUCCCAAUCUAUGGUGUACGGAAACCAUGUCGAAUCAAGUUCGUAUAAACCUUUCCGAAGUUCGGCCGAGCGUAGAGAAAUUGGUCUAUAAGGUGCUCGGCACUUCCAAUGGUACAGUGCUGUCUUCAAUAGAAUCGAACCUACGCAAUGGAUUCGAUCGGCGCAAGCUGAACGAAGAGUUGUCGUUCACCGUCGAUGGACAUAAGGCAAUGCGUAUCUGUGACAAGGUAGAAGAUUUGGUGGAUAAUUUACGAAUCAAAGAGCAGCACUUGAGCACUCCCGCAUCGCACGCUACUGCACGAUCCGCAGACGAUGGCAAAAAACGUCCUCUUCCUGACCAAGGGACGCUUGACGUACAACAAUUGCUGCGAGCUAAAAAGAGCAAGCCUGAAAAUGACGAUAGCAGCGCCGGUGCCGUCUACCCUUCCGCUAACACAAUCGCCGUGCAGGCAAGCGUAAGAAAUGAAGCGGAAAAUCUAGCUGGAAAGAACUUUUCCGCCAUUCAUAUAAGACAGAUGAUGGAAAACGCACAGCGAGAAAUCGAAGAGCGCAAACGAAAGCUGGAAAACAUGAAGCUGAACAAACACCCCAACGUUCCGGCUUCUGCUGUGGCCGCUGCGAUGACGGUGAAUGCCAAAAUUUCUACAGCGGCUGCCAAAACGACGGACGACGAUUCAAAAGGGACUACCACAAGCAUAAAGUCCGAUUCCAAUGGGGCUGCUGCUGCUGCUGCUGCUGCUGCUGUUGGUCCAUCGGCUAUAUCAGACAUUGAAAGGUCUAAAAAAAUUGCCAAACUUCAGGAACAGAUUAGAGCCAAGCUGUCCGGUACGUUGGCGAAUGUGAUACCUCAACAGCAGCCGCCUGUUGACAAACCAAAACCGUUGAUUCUGGAUGCGGAAGGGCGAACUGUGGAUGGGAGUGGCCGCACCAUCGUCGUACCGCAGCUGACGCCAACGCUGAAAGCCAAUAUUCGGGCAAAGAAACGUGAAACUACCAGAAAUCAACAAGCAUCGGAACGAACUGCGGUUGAUGUUUCGAAUGAGACACAGUUUCACGACGAUCGUAUUAUACUAAAGCCGGCGGUGAGAAUUAAGCGGUCGUUGCGUUUUCACGAACCUGGCAAAUUUCAACAGCUCGCUGAACGGUUGCGGAUGAAGGCUCAGCUGGAAAAACUGCAGAAUGAAAUUUCACAAAUCGCGCGCAAGACCGGAAUCAGCUCGGCCACGAAGCUUGCGCUGAUUGCGCCAAAAUCUGAUACGCACGUAAAUGAUGUACCUCAGAUGGAAUGGUGGGACUCUGUUAUACUGAUGGACGAUUUCAAUACACUGGACGCGCAGGGCAAUAUUUCGAUCAGAGAAUCAUCCAUCACCAAUCUUAUCGAGCAUCCAACGCAAAUGCGGCCCCCAAAUGAGUCAUCCCGUGGCGUUUAUUUACCAGUGUUUCUUACCAAAAAAGAACGACGUAAGCUGCGGCGCCAAAAUCGACGUGAAGCAUGGAAAGAGGAGCAGGAAAAAAUACGUCUCGGGUUAGAAGCACCCCCGGAACCAAAGUUACGAAUUUCCAACCUGAUGCGCGUGCUGGGCACGGAGGCGGUGCAAGAUCCGACCAAAAUUGAAGCCCAUGUGCGUGAGCAGAUGGUGAAGCGACAGAAGAUACACGAGGAAGCAAACGCAGCGCGCAAAUUGACCGACGAUCAACGGCGGGAGAAAAAAAUGCGCAAAAUGAAGGAAGACACCACGUUGGGUGUGCACGUUGCCGUGUAUCGUAUACGGGAGCUGCAGGAACAGCAGAGCAAAAAGUUCAAAGUGGAAACGAACGCGAAGCAACUGUUCCUGACUGGCGCUUGCGUGCUGUUCCGGGACUGCUGCGUGGUGGUGGUGGAAGGGGGUCCCAAACAACAGAAAAAGUAUCGCCGGCUCAUGCUCCAUCGCAUAAAGUGGGAGGAGGAUUUGGUUAAAAAUGCGGAUGGUAAGGAAAUACCCAACUCGUGCGUGCUCGUGUGGGAAGGCAUGAAUCAGCGCCGAAAUUUUGGAGAGUUCAAGUAUAAAUCGUUUCCGCUGGAGAAAAGCGCAAGAGAUUUCUUUCAGAAGCAUCACGUUGAACACUACUGGGAUUUGGCGUAUUCUGGAGCAGUGCUAGAAGCAUCCGAGGACGCGUGAUGAGUAGGAAGAAGAAGAGAAAAAUAAACGCUACCCCACCAGGUGGGGAGAGUAUAACAUCA
Molecule: messenger RNA, 2362 nt
Organism: Anopheles stephensi (Asian malaria mosquito)
Lineage: Eukaryota; Metazoa; Arthropoda; Insecta; Diptera; Culicidae
Gene: Prp3
Product: U4/U6 small nuclear ribonucleoprotein Prp3
Exons: 2
Coding region: 168-2300 (710 amino acids)
Biological process (GO): mRNA splicing, via spliceosome
Cellular component (GO): U4/U6 x U5 tri-snRNP complex
Source: RefSeq, a predicted model, not a curated record